Vitis vinifera (wine grape) is the source of this 911-nucleotide messenger RNA. RefSeq lists its product as uncharacterized. Gene Ontology annotation, biological process: ubiquitin-dependent protein catabolic process. NCBI's taxonomy places the organism in Eukaryota, Viridiplantae, Streptophyta, Magnoliopsida, Vitales, Vitaceae. Gene Ontology annotation, cellular component: elongin complex. Gene Ontology annotation, molecular function: protein-macromolecule adaptor activity. The transcript has 4 exons. The record is from RefSeq and is a predicted model, not a curated record. Bases 334 to 630 code for a protein of 98 amino acids.
GGACGGAAAUGACAAUGAUGGGGUUGCCCCCAUCCCAACCGCAGGUAGUUGAAAAAGCCUGCGCCUAAAAGGAGAUGAAAUAAUAAUGACAAAUAUUUUUAAUUUUAUAAUCUAUCGUAAGCAACAUAAUUUUAUAUUACUCCCAAAUCCCAGUAAGUAUUCUUUUUCACACUCCUUGGCUCAGAGGAAAGGAAAAUUACAUAUGAACCCCAAAAAUUUCAUUUCCGCUUCAAUAUCUGGCUUCCGAUUACUCUCUACAAAAACACGCGUGGCGAAUCGGAGUCCAUUUCAUUUCAACGUUUCAGCAACCUGGUGAUCUCCGUCGGCGGGAAAAUGAGGAAGGAAGACACUGUGAAGCUGAUCAGCGCAGAGGGCUUCGAAUUCGUGAUCGACAAGAGGGCUGCCAUGGUUUCUCAGACCAUCCGGAACAUGCUCACUUCUCCCGGGAGCUUUGCGGAAAGGGAACAUGGAGAAGUCACUUUCCCGGAGAUAAGCACCACCAUUCUUGAGAAGAUCUGCCAGUAUUUCUACUGGUCUCUUCAAUUUGCGAGUGGGAAGGAUACUGAGUUUCCGAUUGAACCUGAGCUUACUCUGGAGCUGAUGAUGGCUGCUAACUAUCUUCAUACUUGAGGGGAUCACUGUUUUUGCUUCUGGGGCCACAAGUCCCUUUGAAUGUUGGGGUCUUUACUGACUAACUGUUCAUUGGAGAUACAAUAGGACAGCUGUGUUGCCUCAGAAAGCUUUAAUAUCUGAAGAAUAAUCAGUUUCUUUUAAGUUGUAAUUGUUGCAUUAGAACAAUGUUAAGCAAGGGAUUGAUGUAGCCAAAGUGAAGGCAGUUGCAGGAGUAUGGCAUUGCAAUCGUGACUGACUAACUGAUGAUCAAUUCCUAAAAGAAGAAAGUUGCAACAUAA